This is a messenger RNA of Trypanosoma theileri, 1287 nucleotides long. RefSeq lists its product as uncharacterized. The record is from RefSeq and is a predicted model, not a curated record. The transcript has a single exon. The annotation marks the transcript as partial. Lineage: Eukaryota; Euglenozoa; Kinetoplastea; Trypanosomatida; Trypanosomatidae.
AAUAAUAAUAAUAAUGAAAAUGAAAGAGAAGAAGAGGAAGAAGAAGAAGAAGAAGCCAGACGGUAUAUGUGGCGACAACGUGUACGUGCCCUUCGACAUGCGGAUUACAUGCGAUUAGAAACAUUACAUUAUUUAAAACUUCUCGCAAGUGCUAUUCCGAAAUUACGACGAAUUUGGCGUGGAGAAGAUUUCUGUGCGUGGGAAGGCGUCACGUGUACAGCCGUACGAUAUCCCAUUGAGUUAUUAGUGGAACCCCCACCCUCUCAUACACAUAUGAAUAGUAAUAGUAAUAGUAAUAAUAAUAAUAAUAAUAAUAGGAAGAAGAAGAAAAAGAAUAAUAAGAAUAAGAAAAAGACAAGUAGUGGUGGGACGCCAACAACAAUAACAAUAGAAAGUACACAAGUCAGUGAAGAUGGUAGUCAAUACCUUAUUUUUUCCACACCAUUAUCUAAACAUCAUCCAUUGUAUCUUGACAGUUUCCUUGAGGAUCCCGUCUUUACAUUAGUAGGUGUUCGUCUGCGGGGAUUACAACUUUACGGCCGACUGCCGGUCCUGCGGCCCCCCGGCGCGGCCCACACCGCCUCCCCGCUUCACAGCGCGAUCACGGCGAUUGCGUUAAUGGAGCAGCGACACCCGCGGGCCCGCAGAGAAGAGGAGAGAAGACGACGGCCCAUUACUUCUCCACGAGAGCCGCAGUAUUGGCCGUGGGAGGCGGCAGAUAUGCGUAUGCAUGCACGGAUGCAGAAUAGUACAUAUGAGAUGCUGCGGUAUACACUACGGCGGAUAUUAAGACGAUUGGAAUUACGGGGAUUGAAGAAUAAUCAUUCAGAUGUGCAGGGAUUUGUUAUGACGACACCCACCACAAUAACACCAACGGUGUUAAAUACAGAUCCAGGAAAAACAGGAAGUACAUCAUCAUCAUCAUCAUCAUCGCAGUCUACAGGGGCUAGCUCAACAACAACAGGAAGCCCAUCUAAUAAUAAUAAUAAUAAUAAUAAUAAUAACAAUAAUAAUAAUGGACCUGGUAUUACCAUGAUGUUGCAGGAAACACUAUUGCCAAGGGUAACUCAUCAAGAUAUUGCACAGACGGUAUUUGGAGAGAUUGAACCACGUUUAGUGGGCAUUCAGCGAUUGGAUAUUUCAUAUAAUCCCGGUGUGUUGGUGGUCCAAUCUGUAGACUGGUUAUUUCCAUAUAUGCAGAUGUUUAAUACGAUUGGAACAAGUUCACAACCGGCACAUUUCCGAGAACCACAUAAAGAUGGUAAAAGGGAUGAAGUGUGCUGGUAA